CAGUGCAGAAAAGAGAAAGUACUAUAGUCUUUGUCUGGCAUUUGUCAACUAUAGAAGUAAAUGUAAAUUUGACAAUUUAAUUUUUUAACACAACUGAAAUUAAAGCUACAAGCAAAUUUUAAUUAAUAUUGGAAAAACACAAACUCAGUGGAACAUUCUUUGAAGACACCAAUAUUGAAAAAUUGUUACUGAAAAACUAUUUAAUUACAGUGCUAAUACAGUAGAAUAUUGUAAACUAUAUGAUGAAUCAAUCAAUUAUAUCCAAUUCUUCAAAUGAUAAUGAUGAUAGUAUGCCAAAUCCACCAAUCCAAUAUAUCAGCCUAUACACUGACGACAACAUACGCGCAAAUUGUGCACCAGCGCCACCACCACCAAUUCAUGGUAUCUAUCAAUCUUUCGGUAUGUUUGUAGAUCCAAAAGAAACGGUACCAGUAUCAUUGGAAAAUAAUAAAAUAAAAAGAAUAAUACCGGUGCACUUCGAUCGUCGCGAAGAAAUGAAAAAAUUAAAUAUGUCGAUUUGCAUUUCGUAUUUAGACAUGCUUGAUGUGUUAGGUACUGAUGAUAAUGAAGAAAUAUUGAAGCAGAAGCUGAAAGAUAUUGAAUAUCUUUUCAUUCAUUUUCACCAUUUGAUUAAUGAAAUGCGUCCACAUCAAGCACGUGAAACUCUUCGUGUUAUGAUGGAAUUGCAAAAACGUCAGCGUGUUGUGACACUAUUAUCAUUCCAAGAGACUAUGGUGCAAGUUUGGAAUAUGAUUAAAAAUAUUUUUCCUGAUUUCGAUAUAGAUGAUCCAACUGAUUAUUCUAACGCAGAUUCACAGUUACGCAAUGCUACUGAAUGCAACAAUUUACUUCGUGAAGAAAAGGCUGCUAGAGAAAAAUACUUACAAGAACUUGAAGACAUAAAAUCACAAGGCUGUUCGAAAUCAAGCAGCCAAUAUAAGGAGAAUGCUGACAAGAUAAUAAAUACUUCUGCAGUAGUAAGUGAUAAGAAAAAACCAACAUAUCUGGAGGAAGUAAUGGCUAAACAUGAUAAAGCAAUGUCUGUAUUUAACACUUUAAAGAAUCAAGAACAAAUAAAAGAACAAACUAAGUAUAUUUAUAAAACCGAAGAUAGCGCCCAAUUGAAAGAAAAAAUGCAACAUAAUAAGCCCAGCCUCCUGUCCGUAAAAAGCUUAAGUCAAAAAAUUUCGGUUGAAAACGGUUAUAAGAAUGUAAUUGAGUCAACAAAUGAACCAGCUAGCAAACGUUUCAAAUAUAAUAAUGAAAUGAACAAACAAAAUGGGUUCUAUAGUCUCACUAAGUUUGAUGAGAUUAUGUGUACACUUCUGGAUGCAAUGGAUUAAAUUUUUUAACCCAAGAAUUACUUUAUUUAGUUAUCACAUAUUUAUAUAUACAUAUAAAAGUUUAAAUUCAAAAUAUACUUCACACUGAAUUUGCUAUACAUA
This is a messenger RNA of Teleopsis dalmanni, 1445 nucleotides long. Its product is annotated as mediator of RNA polymerase II transcription subunit 7-like. Gene Ontology annotation, biological process: regulation of transcription by RNA polymerase II. Gene Ontology annotation, cellular component: mediator complex; core mediator complex. The transcript is spliced from 3 exons. NCBI's taxonomy places the organism in Eukaryota, Metazoa, Arthropoda, Insecta, Diptera, Diopsidae. The record is from RefSeq and is a predicted model, not a curated record. Bases 240 to 1343 code for a protein of 367 amino acids. Gene Ontology annotation, molecular function: transcription coregulator activity.